This is a messenger RNA of Erythranthe guttata (spotted monkey flower), 1238 nucleotides long. RefSeq names its product transcription factor DIVARICATA. Gene Ontology annotation, molecular function: DNA binding. NCBI's taxonomy places the organism in Eukaryota, Viridiplantae, Streptophyta, Magnoliopsida, Lamiales, Phrymaceae. The record is from RefSeq and is a predicted model, not a curated record.
AUAUCUCCAUUUCUCUUUCUAAUCCUACACUCUUUUGGAUUCAUCAUUCUAAACCUUUACAGAUACACUGUUUGCUACCUUUUGUUCUGCUAUUCAAGAAACACUGCAUUUCUCCUCUGUUCUUUGGGAGCUGCUUUAAAAAAGAAAAAACAUGGAAACCUUGUGCCACAAUUCAUAUACACCGGAGUCGUGCUGGCCGAUAAACGGCACAACACGGUGGACGAAAGAAGAGAACAAGAGAUUCGAAAGCGCGCUAGCGAUGUUCGAUGAGAACACACCGAAUAGAUGGUGUAGGGUUGCGGAACUGAUACCUGGAAAAUCGGUAUACGAUGUAAUGAAUCAGUACGAUGAAUUGGUUUCGGAUGUAAGUGAUAUAGAGGCAGGUUUGGUCCCAAUUCCUGGAUACUUGGCUUCUUCUUUUACAUUGGAAUUAUCAGAUCAUCGCAGUUUUGAUAUGUAUAGGAAGAGAAGUGGUAUCAGGACUUGUGAUCAAGAACGAAAGAAAGGCGUACCGUGGACCGAAGACGAACACAGGCGUUUUCUAUUAGGACUUCAAAAGCACGGGAAAGGAGAUUGGAGGAGCAUAUCAAGAAACUUCGUAAUCUCGAAAACGCCGACACAAGUAGCAAGCCAUGCUCAAAAGUACUAUCUAAGGCAACAAAUUUCCGGGGGCAAAGACAAGAGGCGACCUAGCAUCCACGAUAUUACAACGGAUAAUAUCGCAGACGCUACUAAUGUUGUUGUUGUUUCUCCGUCCGAGACAAAGAAAACGCCUCCUCUUUCCGAGAAAUCGAACCACUCAUUACAUCCGUGUUGGACUGGAAUAAUAGUAGAUAAUUAGUAGCAUGAGAAUAUAUUAAUGAUAAUAUAGAAUAUAAUCACGACAUCAAUGAUGGACCGUUGAUGAUUUUCGGACCGACAUGUGGCGAUUCAUUCGUCUCGUGUACGCACGACGUGGGCCCACGCAGUCGUUACAUACGUAAUGUGGGACGUGGUUCUUCUAGUCCAGGUAUUCAUAUCCAGUCACCGAGAUUUCAUGGCUGAGGAAGCUAGUGUAACAUGUUUGUUUAAUUAAGGAUGUUUUAGUUAGGGCAAAAAGAAAUUGUGGAUUGAAAUUAAAUGUUUUGGUGGGAAAAGUGAGUACUAUAGAACUCCAUAUGUACUGAAUUUGUUCUUAUUAUUAUUUGAAUCUUAAUUAGUGUAUAUAUAUUAAGUCAAUGAAUUUUCAUGUGAUGAUC